This is a messenger RNA of Syngnathoides biaculeatus (alligator pipefish), 1492 nucleotides long. It is a transcript of the gene ube2g2, whose product is annotated as ubiquitin-conjugating enzyme E2G 2 (UBC7 homolog, yeast). The record is from RefSeq and is a predicted model, not a curated record. Bases 557 to 1054 code for a protein of 165 amino acids. NCBI's taxonomy places the organism in Eukaryota, Metazoa, Chordata, Actinopteri, Syngnathiformes, Syngnathidae. Gene Ontology annotation, cellular component: endoplasmic reticulum; cytosol. The transcript has 6 exons.
CUCGUCGGGGGUCGGACUCGCUGAUCCAAAAAUAAAGACCGCUUCAAGCGGCGUGGUUAAAAUUAGUCUGACGGCUCGUCAGACCGCCGCGUCGCGUCACCUGCCACAAAAUACACAUAGCGGCCGGCGCGUCUUUAAGCGUACUGUACUCGUGUUUUUAUGUAUCUAUAUUAACACACACAAAAAUCGAGGUUCCAAUAACAGGCUGAGUUGCGGUAGCUCGCAGAAAGGGCUAAAGCAUUAUUUGGCCUUCAAAACGUUGCGUCUAUGUGGCCGCGCCAUUUGCACAAAAAGGAAAGAAAAAGCAGGAAACUUCAUUUUAUUUUCCGUCUCUCUUUUGGGUGCUUUUUGCGGCACUUAUCUUGUCAGCAAACACAACAUUUUGGGAGUCUAAACAAAUCAAGAGGAGGGUGAGUCUGUGUCGAAAACGGAAUCCAGUCAACGAAGCACCAAGAACUGUUUUUGCGGCUUAACCCAAGCUGGGGUCACGCACGCGCCGAGAUGCGCAUGCGCGCGCGGACCUUCGCGCUGUUGUUGCGUGCAAGGCGACACGGCGAUGGCGGGCACCGCGCUGAAGAGACUCAUGGCCGAAUACAAACAGCUGACCCUCAACCCCCCGGAAGGAAUCGUGGCAGGCCCUGCCAACGAGGAGAACUUUUUUGAAUGGGAAGCGCUCAUCAUGGGCCCGCAGGACACGUGCUUCGAAGGCGGAGUCUUCCCGGCCGUCCUCACUUUCCCCUCCGAUUAUCCUCUCAGCCCCCCCAAGAUGAGAUUCACCUGCGACAUGUUUCACCCGAACAUCUACCCCGACGGCCGCGUGUGCAUCUCCAUCCUGCACGCGCCCGGCGACGACCCGAUGGGUUACGAGAGCAGCGCCGAGCGGUGGAGUCCGGUCCAGAGCGUCGAGAAGAUCCUGCUGUCCGUGGUUAGCAUGCUAGCAGAGCCAAACGACGAAAGCGGCGCAAACGUAGAUGCCUCGAAAAUGUGGCGCGACGACCGGGAUCACUUUUACAAACUGGCGCAGAAGAUCGUACGCAAGUCCCUGGGCUUUUAGUGACGACGUCACGCGUGUGGUGGUGCUUGUUUGAAAGCCGCUUGGGCCCGCUCACAUAUUUUUGCACGCUGCGAUUGGCGCGGAGGCGGAGCGCCCAAGCCCCGCCCGCACCACGAGGCCCGUACUCCUUAGCGCUCGUUGGCCGCGCAGGACCGUCACGUGACAAAACGCGGACGGCAAGUUGUCACGUUGUCGUUUGUACGGAUUCCGGUAUGCAUUUGACGUACUGGUGCCCUUUUCGGUCUCCCGGUCCAACUUGAAACUGGAUAUCAAGGAGAAAUGUUCCCAGCGCUUCAAGGUGCCCACUAUUCAUGCGACGUGUGUGUGUGUGAGUGAAAGCGAUGACAUUAUGAAAAUGUUUUUGUUCAAUUUGACAUCUUUGACGUGAAGCGACUGUUUGACAAAGAUGUCAAAUAAACACCAAAUUGUAAAUGUGCA